AUGAAAAAUAUAUUUAUUUCUUGUGUAUAUAUUGUAAUUUUUACUUUUCUGCAUGUAUAUCUUUAUGUAUAUUUUGAUAAUCUAACAAAACCACUAAAAAAAGAUGUAGCAGAUGAAAUAUUUUCUGAGGAAAGAAGCUUGGAAACUUCAUAUAGAUUAAGCACCUUUAAUGAAGAAGUAAAAGAUAAUAUAUUAGAUAGCAAUAUUAAUGUAGAUUAUUUAGAUUAUUUAUAUAAACAAGUCGGGCAUUAUGCCAACGAAGUGAUGGCAGUUGAACUAAUAAAAAAAGAGUUAUUUGAAAAAAUAUUAAAAGAAAAAUCAGACUAUAUAAAUUUAGGUUAUGUUAAAUAUGGAAUAUAUAUUCCAGAUGAUUUGGUAAAUAAUUAUAAAAAAAAUUUAGAAUUUAAUGAAAUAAUAGCCCCUUUUAUAAAAGAAAAUAGUUGCAUUUGCUUUGAAGAGAGUGAAAUGGAUAAUAAUAAAUUAGAAAGUUUACACGUAAAAGAAGAAAAUAUGAUAAACAUGGUUAAACUACAUAUAAUAGAAACAGAAGGUUUAAUUGUUUGUAACGAAAAUAUAUCGUGUAAUGAUGCAAAGCUUAACGGAUUAUAUUAUUUUGAUGUAAAAAGAAAUGUGUAUUAUAAUGAACAUAUUUUAGAGAAUUUUUCGAAUAUUAAAAAAGACCAUAUAACAAAUAAAUUAAUAUAUAUAGACGAACAACAUUACAAGAAUUAUGCGUCUACAUAUAGAUAUUAUGACUUAUAUACAACGGUAUAUGAAGGAAUUGCUACAUAUUUAAUUCGUGCAUUAUCUGGUUAUAUAAUUAAUGAGAAUUUCGAAAAAAAUUAUGAAUUAUAUGAAAAAGAAAAAUUUUCACAAAGUUUGAAUGAACAAGAAUUAAAAAGUUUCUUUCUGAAUUCAAUACGAAUGAAUUAUUUUAUGAUUGCUUCUCAUUAUGAUAGUGCCAUUCAAUCUCCUGCUGUUUCUGACGCUGGAGCCUUUGUAGCUGUUAUGAUUGAAUUGUUCAGGAAUUUAAUUAGUCAAAAAGCAUUUUUAACUCCAUUUAUUUUAAAUUUUAACGGAGCAGAAGAAGCUUAUUUGUUAAGUGCCCACGGGUUCAGCAAUUUUCAUAUAUGGUCUCUUGAUGUAAAGUAUUAUAUCAAUUUAGAUUCUAUAGGAUAUGGAGGGAAGUUUAUAAUAUAUAGAACUCCAGAUAAAAAUAAAGAAAUUUUAAAAUUUUAUAAAAAAUACUCUUUAAAUCCUACUUUUUCAUCAUUUGCUCAUGAUGCAGAGUAUGUCAUUAGAAAUAAUACUGAUUAUAAAGCAUAUAAUUCUUUCAUUAAAUCUUCUCAGGGUCUUGAUAUAGUUACAUGUUUAAAGGGAUAUUUUUACCAUACACCUCAUGAUGACAUAAAUAACUUAAAAAGAGGAACUAUGCAACAUUUAGGUGAUAACCUGUUAGAAUUAAUAUCAAAUAUAAUAAGAGAUAUGCAUGAUGAUUUUAUAGCAGAAAAAAAAAAAAAUCUAGAAAACAAUUCCAAAGAUAACACAAAUAAGACCGAUAAAAAUACAUUUAUAAAUAAUUUUUUUAAAUUGAUGACUACAAAAAUUAAUAAUUUCAUGAAUAUAUUAAUUGGAGAGCAUUACUUUUAUUAUGAUUUUAUACCUUAUUACGUAUUAGUAAUAAGUAAACUUAAUAUGAUUCUUUACUUUUUGUUUCUUGCCUUACUAAAAUUUUUUUUAUCGAUAAUAGAAAAAAAAUUAAAUAACAAAGAAAUUAGUAUUUAUUCAACUUUGUUGGUACUCCUAACAUGCUAUAUAUUUCCUUCAUUAUUAACGAUUGGACUAUUGUAUAUAUUUGAUUUGUUUAUGAAUUUAAUAAAUCUAAAAAUGUUUUAUUUUACUAAUGUAUUUUUGGCUUAUUUAGUUUAUGGGUCAUUUGCAUUUGUGUCAUUUUAUUAUGUUCAUUAUUACGUAACAAGAAUUACUGUGACUUUAUUAAAAAAAAAAGAAAUUAAUUAUAAUAAGAAAAAUGAGAAAGCAAAGAACGGUGUUUCAGAACUAAAUGGGAAAUUUUAUGAUGGAAGAACAAGAGAAUCUUUACAUAUUGAACAAGAUGUUUGUUUAAAUUUAACAGAAUAUAGUGAAAUAAAUGUUAAUGAAAGAAAAGAAGGAAAGUUAACUAAAAAUAAUAAAUUAGAGAAUACAAAAGAAUAUGAAGGAGAAAUAAAGAGUAAAGAUAACUGUAUAGAUAGUAAAAAAGUGUUUCAAAUAAAAAAAAAAAACGCAGAAAGUGAUAUACUUAAGAACAAAUUUUCUUGUAAUGAAGUAUCUUUAUAUAUGGAAUUAUAUGGUUAUAACGCAUCCUUUUACUUAUAUAUGUUACUUUUUAUUUUAGCAUUCUUUUUAAAUUUAGGGGUAUCUUUUAUUCUACUUUUUUUUGCAAGUGGUAUAUUAUUAGUAAAAGUACUGAAGAUCAUUUUAAAUAUAAUAUUCCCAGAAUCAAAAAAUAAAAAAAAUGAAGAUUCAUUUAAUUUUAUUUGCUACAGAAAUAAACUAUUUAUAUCUUAUAUACCUAUGAUUUAUGUAUACGCAUAUAUAAUAAAUAUAUCUCAUUGGGCUAUUUUUAUUUUUGUCUCAAAAAGUGGUCUCUAUAAUAUAGUAAAAUAUAUAACAGCAGAUUUUCAAAUGUCAGUUAUAGUUUUUUUGGGAAUUUUUGCGUUAAUUACAUUAUGUACUCCUUUAUUAAUAGUGAACAAAAAAGAGUUUAAAUAUAUUAAUUCUUUUUUUAAGUUAGUUUUUUUUUUAUCUUUUCUAUAUAUAUUAUUAUUUUUAAAAAACCCAUUUUCCGAAAAAGCUCUAAAGAGAGUAAACAUAGCUAACGUAAGCAUAAAAGUGCGAGAUGACAUGGGGAAUAUAACUGAUGAAUAUAAUGGUUUAAGUUUUGGUCUUUGUGAUGAUCUGAAAUUAAAUAAAUACGGUAUAAACUUUUUUAAUAAUGGAGAAAAUUUAAAAGAAAUAUAUUUAAAUGAGAUAAAACAAUUUAUUGAUAAAGAAAAUUUAUCAGAUAAAUAUGAAUUAGAAUUUCAGAAUAUAGCAAAUUUAAAUAAAAAUUAUGGCCAUACCUUUAAUAUCCCGAACUUUUGUGGAUAUUUUGAUUUCGUUCCUUAUAAAUCAUCCAUUGAAAAUGAUAUUGAUUUCAGUGAAGGAAAUCAAAAAGACUUUUAUGAAUUAAAUGAACCAUUUGAUGAUAUUCAGGAUGAAUCCUUUGAAAAUAAUGCCUUAUUUAAAAAAAAAAUAGGAGAACCUAAUAUUAAUAUUAAUUAUAUAGAGAAUAAAGACUUAAUGAAUAAAAACAUAACAGAAGAAAACUUAAAAUAUGAAUUAUUAUAUAAUGGGGCAAUAAAAACAAACUUAGGAUAUAAAAAAAUAAAGAAACAUAAUUUCACAAGAAUAUAUAUACAGUUAAAGGUAUCAUAUCAUACGCACAUGUUAAUAUUAAGUGAUGAUAUUAUUAAUUGGUCUUUUGAUAAAGAAUUUACUGUUAAUUCACUUUCUCAUUCAUUGAAAGAUAGAACGAUUAGAUUCAUACAUGGAAACAAUAAUAGAAUUACUCGCUUUUGGUUAGAUGUAAAAGACUAUAAAAAACCUUUAACUAUUGUAACAAAGGCCUGUAGUUAUAUUAAUUUACCUCCAAUUAUUCAGAAGCUCAUUCAAAGAAAGAAUAUUUUUUAUAUCAACAAAGUUAAUCAAAAUAAUGUAAAUAUCUCUAUAAAGAAAUCAGAGAAUACCAAUAUACCAUCGUAUGUUACAUCAAUGGGAGGAAAAUGUGAAAUAAAUGUAUGGAAUAUUUGA
This is a messenger RNA of Plasmodium relictum, 3852 nucleotides long. Its product is annotated as peptidase, putative. NCBI's taxonomy places the organism in Eukaryota, Apicomplexa, Aconoidasida, Haemosporida, Plasmodiidae. The record is from RefSeq and is a predicted model, not a curated record. Gene Ontology annotation, molecular function: metalloexopeptidase activity. Bases 1 to 3852 code for a protein of 1283 amino acids. Gene Ontology annotation, biological process: proteolysis. The transcript has a single exon.